UUUUAUAUGAGAAAAAACUUAUUAAAAACUAUAUUUUUUACCUGAGGAAACCCAGGUAACCCCUUAAAAACGAACUGAUGGAAAUAAAUAUAUUCGGCUCCUUUUACUGUGACCUCCGAGGUGGUUCUGAGUGUAUAAGAACACAAAAUUGUUAUACUCUGUGUAGCAUGUUACAAGAGUAUAAUAGAGAGUAUUGUCGAAAUAGGUGUUUUUGCACCGUUUCAGCAAAUAAAUGUCUAGGUAUGUCUUCUAACGUUGAAUAAUGUAAAAUAUUGUUUAGCAUAUACAAAAAUGUUUAUUUGUGUGUACAAAUAAUUAAAAGAGUUUAUGACUAUAAAUAGUUUACAGUACCGUUUAGUUAAUAUCAGUUCAACUCGGCUCCUUACACUAACUUUACAUCGAAACAUAGGUUUCGUAUAAUUAGCAUGUGGCAACUAUUUUCAAGUGUUAUUGUCGCUGUUGCGAUCGAUUUGGUAUGUGCAGGACAUAUUCCACUGGGUCAAGCCACCAGUUACGCUUCUGUGGUGCAACAUGAACAAGUGCCUCACCAUGGUGGCUACACGGGUCCAGUUAAUUAUGUGAUCUUAGGAGAUAAGCAACACGAACCACAUCACUAUCCAAAAUAUGCAUUCGAUUAUGGGGUUAAGGAUUCUCACACUGGCGAUAAUAAGAGACAUUGGGAACAACGUGAUGGCGAUUACGUCAAAGGUGGUUACACACUACUUGAAUCAGACGGCACUACUCGUGUGGUUGAAUACUCCGCUGAUGAUCACAAUGGUUUCAAUGCUAUAGUGAAGAAGAUCGGACACGCGCACAACCCAAAAGUAUAUUAUCAUAAGGAAGCCUACGGCUAUGACAACCACAGACCAUAUCCUCAAGGACAUUCCGGCAGCUAUGUGGAAAUCAAACAAUACCAUUAAAUUGUGUAACCUCUGAUACGAAGUAUUAAAAAAUAAGUUUUAUAUCUA
Bactrocera neohumeralis is the source of this 968-nucleotide messenger RNA. RefSeq names its product cuticle protein 8-like. Bases 426 to 920 code for a protein of 164 amino acids. Gene Ontology annotation, cellular component: extracellular matrix. The record is from RefSeq and is a predicted model, not a curated record. Lineage: Eukaryota; Metazoa; Arthropoda; Insecta; Diptera; Tephritidae. The transcript has 2 exons.